This is a messenger RNA of Sphaerodactylus townsendi, 1611 nucleotides long. RefSeq names its product natural resistance-associated macrophage protein 2-like. Gene Ontology annotation, biological process: metal ion transport. Gene Ontology annotation, molecular function: iron ion transmembrane transporter activity; cadmium ion transmembrane transporter activity; manganese ion transmembrane transporter activity. Gene Ontology annotation, cellular component: plasma membrane. The transcript has 14 exons. NCBI's taxonomy places the organism in Eukaryota, Metazoa, Chordata, Lepidosauria, Squamata, Sphaerodactylidae. The record is from RefSeq and is a predicted model, not a curated record.
GAUGACUGUGUAUGCAUGUGACUCUAGCUGCAUUUACAAGCAUGCUUUCUUGGACCCAUGGCCAGUUGAUUCCGUUGGCAUUCAUUUCCAGUUUGCGUGACCUUUUCUAAAGAUUCCAGUUCCAGCCAGAGAGCUCCCACCAUGACCCCGGGAAAGGAUCGGGAAGCAUUAUAUGAAGAUGCUUCUGGGGAGGGUGUUACUACAGUUUACAGCGAUACCGCACCACCGCAGGUUUCAGACUCUACAGAUGAAUUCACUACCUACUUUGAUCAGAAAAUCCCGAUCCCCGAAGAUGAAAAGCAUCCCUGGUUCAGUUUUCGAAAACUCUGGGCUUUCACUGGGCCAGGCUUUCUCAUGAGUAUCGCCUACCUGGAUCCUGGCAACAUUGAAUCAGAUCUACAGUCUGGGGCUAUUGCAGGAUUUAAGCUGCUCUGGGUUCUCCUCCUGGCCACUGUCAUCGGUCUGCUGUUGCAGCGUUUGGCGGCUAGACUUGGAGUGGUAACGGGACUUCAUUUGGCGGAAGUAUGCAACCGGCAGUAUCCCAAGGUCCCACGGAUUAUCUUGUGGCUGAUGGUGGAGCUGGCUAUCAUCGGGUCCGAUAUGCAAGAAGUCAUUGGCUCAGCAAUUGCCAUUCACCUCCUGUCUGUUGGGAAGGUCCCUUUGUGGUGCGGGGGGUCCCUCAUGUAAAACUACUGCCUAUUAACCUUCUUCAUGUUUCUCUUCCUGGACAAAUAUGGUUUGAGGAAGCUGGAGGCAUUUUUUGCCUUUCUAAUUACUGUCAUGGCUGUUAUGUUUGGAUAUGAGUAUGGUACAGUAAAACCAAACCAGGCCCAGCUGCUGAAAGGGAUGUUUGUGCCGUACUGCGAUAAAUGUGGCCCUGCUCAGCUGGAACAAGCUGUGGGGAUCGUGGGGGCUGUCAUCAUGCCACACAACAUGUACCUGCAUUCUGCUUUGGUUAAGUCUCGGCAGGUCAACCGGUCGAACAAGAAAGAGGUCAGCGAGGCCAACAAAUAUUUCUUCAUAGAGUCCUGCAUCGCCCUCUUCAUCUCCUUCAUCAUCAAUGUCUUUGUUGUCUCCGUCUUUGCACAAGCUUUCUAUGGCCAAACCAAUGAGGAAGUGCACAACGUGUGUGCAAAUAGCAGUAUUGCACAUGCCGGCCUGUUUCCAUUGAACAAUGAAACCCUGGAUGUGGAUAUCUAUAAAGGGGGUGUCGUUCUCGGAUGCUAUUUUGGUCCUGCCGCUCUCUACAUUUGGGCGAUCGGGAUUCUUGCUGCAGGUCAGAGCUCAACAAUGACCGGGACCUAUUCUGGACAGUUUGUCAUGGAGGGGUUCCUGAAUCUGAAGUGGUCGCGUUUUGCUCGAGUUGUUCUGACCCGCUCGAUUGCCAUCACGCCAACCCUCCUGGUUGCCAUUUUCCAAGAUGUGGAACAUCUGACGGGCAUGAAUGACUUCCUCAACGUUGUGAUGAGUUUACAGUUGAAGUCCAUUGCUCAUCCGAAGACAUUUCUUACACCUGAAGAUAAAAAGGCGAAAAAGCUUGACCAUUUAAGCCCUGUGGGGGAGGGGGGAGAAGUGGGCGGGGAGACAAUUUUGGACAAGCAAGAACAAUGA